AUGGGCGGCGUAUGGGGCAGGGUAUCAUUGCCCUCGUGCUCUCCCGGACUGGCGGUCCGGUCUAUUCUCCGCAUCCAGAAACCUCAUUACGUGGUCGGAACGGUUGAGCAUCAAAGUAAAUACCCAGUUGGCCAAUGGCCAUGGCGGUGA
This is a messenger RNA of Pyricularia pennisetigena, 150 nucleotides long. RefSeq lists its product as uncharacterized. The record is from RefSeq and is a predicted model, not a curated record. The coding region runs from base 1 to 150 and encodes 49 amino acids. The transcript has a single exon. Lineage: Eukaryota; Fungi; Ascomycota; Sordariomycetes; Magnaporthales; Pyriculariaceae.